Exaiptasia diaphana is the source of this 989-nucleotide messenger RNA. RefSeq names its product 26S proteasome non-ATPase regulatory subunit 8. Bases 29 to 835 code for a protein of 268 amino acids. Gene Ontology annotation, cellular component: proteasome regulatory particle, lid subcomplex; nucleus; proteasome regulatory particle. NCBI's taxonomy places the organism in Eukaryota, Metazoa, Cnidaria, Anthozoa, Actiniaria, Aiptasiidae. Gene Ontology annotation, biological process: proteasome-mediated ubiquitin-dependent protein catabolic process. The record is from RefSeq and is a predicted model, not a curated record. The transcript has 9 exons.
CGCUUAAAGUGGUUCAUGACUUAGCAAGAUGUCUUCCCUGAAAGAAGUCGUUUCGAUGUACCAAACUCUCAUAAAAGACUGGAAUAAAAAGCCUGUUGAUCUAGAGAAAUGUGGCAAACUUUUGUCUGGGAUGAAGAUGGCUCUUAUCAAGUUUUCAUUCUUGCCAUUACCAUCAACUACAAAUAAACCACCCCAAAGAGAGCUGCUUCUGGCAAGAGAUAUUCUUGAAAUUGGAGUGCAGUGGAGUAUACUAAAGGAAGAUAUACCAUCAUUUGAGAGAUAUAUGGCAAUGUUAAAACCAUACUACUUAGAUUACAGGGGAAUCAUUGAAGAUUCUGCUUACAUGUAUCAACUACUUGGACUUAACUUGCUUUCCUUGCUAGCACAAAACAGACUAGCUGAAUUUCAUACAGAACUAGAACUUUUACCAGCCAAAGAGUUACAAUGUAAUAUCUAUAUAAGGCAUCCAAUAUCCCUAGAACAGUAUCUUAUGGAAGGAAGUUAUAACAAAGUUUUUCUUGCAAGAGGGAAUGUGCCUGCUGAUAAUUAUCAUUUCUUUAUGAAUAUUCUCUUAGGGACCCUAAGACAAGAAAUUGCUGCCUGCAUUGAGAAGUCCUAUCAAAGCAUAACUUUCUCUGAAGCAACAAGAAUGCUGUACUUUGAAGGAGGGAAAAACAUGAAAGAAUUUGCUGUCAAGCGUGGAUGGACAUUGACUACAGACAACCUGUAUGUAUUUGAAGAUGACAACAAGAAAGAAACAAGUUUAGAGUUGCCAUCUCAUAAAAUGACUCAACAUAUGCUAGAGUAUGCUAAAGAAUUAGAGAGAAUUGUUUAAAGUAUUGUAUAGAAUGUUCCCUGCUAUGUAAUAAGUAGUAAAUGAGUUCAAAUGAGUUAAUGUUUAUGUCAAUGUUUUAAACUCAAAAGGUAAUGUACACAAUGUGUGUUUAAAAACUUGUGACUUAAAAAUAAAUCCAGUUUCUUUGUCCAAA